Pichia kudriavzevii is the source of this 756-nucleotide messenger RNA. RefSeq lists its product as uncharacterized. Gene Ontology annotation, biological process: carbohydrate metabolic process; pentose-phosphate shunt. Gene Ontology annotation, molecular function: 6-phosphogluconolactonase activity. Lineage: Eukaryota; Fungi; Ascomycota; Pichiomycetes; Pichiales; Pichiaceae. The record is from RefSeq and is a predicted model, not a curated record. The coding region runs from base 1 to 756 and encodes 251 amino acids. The transcript has a single exon.
AUGGUCAAGGUUUAUUCAUAUUCCAACAAUGAUGAGAUAGCUCAAUCAUUGGCAAAGUUUAUAGUUUCACAACAGGAUUCGGUUCUUGCAACCAAGGAGAAAUUCAACAUUGCUAUUAGCGGUGGUUCACUAAUAGGUAUUUUAGGGAAAGGCUUACUGAACAACAAAGAUAUCAAAUGGGAUAAGUGGGUAAUCUAUUUCAGUGAUGAGAGAAUUGUACCAUUGAGUGACAACGAUUCCAAUUUUGGUGCUUUUGAAAAGGAGGUUUUGGAGAAACUCGCCCAUGCAGGGAAAGUUGGGCCAACGGUUGUUACAAUCAACGAAAAUUUAAUUCAUCCGGAUGAUCACACUACGGAUGGUGAGAUUGCCCAGACAUAUGCAUCUGAGUUGCCUGAAUCCGGACUGGAUUUGGUCUUGCUAGGCUGUGGACCAGACGGCCACACAUGUUCUUUGUUCCCAGGCCACAAGUUGUUGGAGGAGAACGAGCUUGAUGUUGCUGCGCUUCAUGAUUCUCCAAAGCCACCACCAAGGAGAAUCACAUUGACAUUCAAGUAUCUUGCUAAAUGUACUACACUAGCUUUUGUUGCCACUGGUGCAAGCAAGCAGGAAGCUCUAAAAGAGAUUUUUGGAAACGAAAACAGCCAACUACCCUGUGCUAUUACCAACAGGUUGGUUUCAAAAGUUAAGGGGGGUAUCUGUUGGUUUGUAGAUGAUGAUGCCAUUGAAGGCGUCGACGUCCAAACCCUCAAGUACUGA